CGCCCAAACGGUCACAGUAUCCACGUGCGGAGCAAUGGCCAAUACUGUUCUGGUCUCACAGCAGUCAGCCAGCAGCACUGGGGACAUGGAUGGCCUCUGCUCAGAGCUGCUUCUCAUCCCCCCACCUCUCUCCAACCUGGAGCCUGUUGAAAGCGACUGUCCUCCAGAGCACCCCACUCCUCUGACAGCUGACCCAGGCUGCCUACUAGUGAAGGCCACAGCUACUGAAGAGGACCCAGGGAGCAUGGAGAUCAUCGUGGAAGCAGUUGCUGGAAAUGAGACCCCAGGUGUUCUGGUGAAGGUGGUGGAGGUCUACUUCUGUGAGCACUGUGAGCAGAGCUUCGCAGAGCCUACAUUGCUGGCCCUUCACCAGUGCCCCGAGGCACCUACACAGCCUGUCCAGGCAGAGCUCGGCCCUCCACAGAGCCAGAGUCCCCCUGAUGAUCCCCUGCCGUGCCCUGUGUGUGGCCAGGAGUUUGCCCAGCCCCAGGCCCUGAAGAGCCAUUUCAAGAUGCACAGAGGUGCCCCUAACACAUUCCCCUGCCUGGAGCCGGGCUGUGGCUUCUCCGUAGAGGCACGCCGGGUGCUGCAGCAGCACCUGAGACAGGUCCAUGGUGCUGACGUGCCCGUGCCCUGUGCCUUCCGAGGCUGUCCGCUGCUCUUCACCAACCAACAGGUCAUGGAGUGCCACCGGCAGGUUCAUUACCCUUUCCACUGCCGGCUUUGCAGCUUUGUGGGCUCCAAUGUUAAGCUCUUCCGGCAGCACCAACGCAGCCAUGGAGUUGGAGCACCCAGAGCAUUGGCAACCACACCGGGUCUCCCAGGAGGGGGUACGCCUUCAGAGGAAGCCAGCCUGCCCCAGCCAGGGCCCCAGACCACAGCAGGUCAUGAUGCAGAGAAAGAGGAGAGUGGCCCCCAGGACAUCCCGCAAACCCCUGAGAGUGGUCAGCAGGCUCCGCCAAGAGAAGGGGAGACAACUUCUGGCCCCGAGCCCCUCUUCAAGACCCACAUGUGCCCCGAAUGCAAGCGCUGCUUUAAGAAGCGGACCCACCUGGUGGAGCACCUCCACCUGCACUUCCCCGACCCCAGCCUCCAGUGCCCCAACUGCCAGAAAUUCUUCACCAGCAAGAGCAAGCUCAAGACACACCUGCUGCGGGAGCAGGGCCAGAAGGCCCACCGCUGCCCUCUGUGCCCGUACCGCGCUGUGGAGCGCAACGCCCUCAACCGCCACAUGGCCAGCAUGCAUGAAGGCAGCAGCAACCUCUACUCCGACACCUACUCCUGCCCUGUGUGCCGCGCCGAGUUCCACCUCAGCCAGGCCCUCAAGGAGCACCUCAAAAGCCACGCGGCCGCCGCCACCACAACACCGCCUGCCCUGGGCUGCUUUCAGGCAGGCUGCUACUACACAGCGCCUGAUCGCAAGGCCUUCGUGCGACACCUGAAGGAGACACACGGCGCACGAGCUGUGGAGUGCCGCCACCACGCGUGCCCGCUGCUCUUUGCUACGGCCGAGGACAUGGAGGCCCACCACAAGAGCCACUAUGCGUUCCACUGUCCCCACUGCGACUUUGCCUGCUCCAACAAGCACUUGUUCCGCAAACACAAGAAGCAGGGCCACCCUGGCAGCGAGGAACUCCGCUGUCCCUUCUGCUCCUUUGCCACCUUCAACCCUGUGGCCUACCAGGACCACGUGGGCAAGAUGCAUGCCCAUGAAAAGAUCCAUCAGUGCGCUGAGUGCAGCUUUGCCACGGCCCACAAGAGAGUGCUGAUUCGCCACAUGCUGCUGCACACCGGUGAGAAACCUCAUAAGUGUGAGCUGUGCGAUUUCACAUGCCGGGAUGUGAGCUAUCUGUCCAAGCACAUGCUGACGCACUCAGACACCAAGGACUACAUGUGCACCGAGUGUGGCUACGUCACCAAGUGGAAGCACUAUCUCAGCGUGCACAUGCGCAAGCACGCUGGUGACCUCAGAUACCAGUGCAACCAGUGCUCCUAUCGCUGCCACCGGGCUGACCAGCUGAGCAGCCACAAGCUGCGGCAUCAAGACAAGACCCUGAUGUGCGAGGUGUGCGCCUUUGCAUGCAAGCGCAAGUACGAGCUGCAGAAGCACAUGGCCGCCCAGCACCACCCAGGAGCACCUGCCCCACUCUACAAGUGCCGCUACUGCAGCUACCAGAGCCGCCACAAACAGGCACUGCUGAGCCAUGAAAACUGUAAGCACACGCGCCUGCGUGAGUUCCGCUGCACGCUCUGCGACUACCACAGCUUCAGCAACACCGCGCUCUUCUGCCAUAAGCGUAAGGCGCACGGCUACGUGCCCGGGGACCAGGUCUGGCAGCUCCGCUACACAGGCCAGGAACCAGAGACCGCCAGGCAGUGCCCCACUCCGCCGCUCCCAGACUCGGAGCCCUCAAACCCGCUGUACACUUCCCCUGAGGAGCCCAGCGGUGACCUGGUGCCCAGCGAGCGCUCCAGCCUGGAGCCAACCCUGCCAGAAAACAGCCAGGAAGAGCUAGAGUCACACCUGGGGCCAGCAGUGGGGGGCAGCCCCAGACCGGCCGAGGUUGAUGAAGGGGGUUGUACACUCCACUUGGAGGCACUGGGCAUUGAGCUGGAGACUGUGGCCGAGCCUCCCUUGGAGGCGCUGGCAGAAGCGGAUCCUGCAGAACUGGGGUCUCUGGAAGAAACCAGGCCACCUCAGGCUGCGGCACUGCCACAACUGGGAAUGGAGCAAGAGCCCCUUACCGCCAAGCCAGUCCCCGAGAGCCCCAGGGAUGCACCUUCCUCCGAGGAAGGGCCUCCUGGCCUCCAGACGGGAGCCUUAGAGACGGCACCGCCAGCGGAGAUGGGCCCCCUGGCCCAGCUCCCUGAAGCGGAGUCCCUGCUGCGGGCCCUGCGGCGAAGGGAUAAGGAGCAGGCCGAGACUCUGGUGCUAGAGGGCCGCGUACAAAUGCUGGUGGUACGGGAUGACGCCCGGGCCUUCCGCUGCUCGCAGUGCCCGUUCAUCACCCGCCGCGAGAAAGCCUUGAGCCUACACGCCCGGACAGGGUGCCCUGGCCGUCCCAGCCGUGGCCGCCGUGCGUCCCUCUUGUGCCCCGAGUGUGGUGCCAGCUUCAAGCAGCAGCGCGGCCUCAGCACCCACCUGUUGAAGAAGUGCCCAGUGCUGCUGAGCAGGAACAAGGGCCUGCCCGGGCCAGCCCUGCUCCCUCUGCCCCCUGCCGCCUCUGCCACCCGGGAAGGUGAGAUUUCCCCUCCUACACCAGUGGAAAGCAAGCCCGAACCCCCCAAAGAUGCCCCCUCGGCCCUUCCCAAGGAACCCAAGGAAACAGCAGCGCCUCUUGCCUCUUGCCCCCUCUCUGACUCCUCCUCCCUGGUCCCUCCCGCGGGGAUCCCCACCUCGCCCACAGAGACCCCCCAAAAGUUCCACUUCGAGCAGGGCAAGUUCCACUGUGCAGCCUGCUCCUUCCUCUGCUCCCGACUGUCCUCGAUCACCUCGCAUGUGGCCGAGGGCUGCCGCGCGGUGCGUGCCAAGCAGGGGGCCCCCCACUCCCCAGCCAGCUCCCCGUGGAGCCCUGCUGGGAACCCCGAGAACGGAACACCCAAGCCCAAAGGGACGCGUUUCUCCUGCACCAAGUGCCCCUUUAGUUGCCAGCAGGAGCGGGCGCUGAGGACGCACCAGGCCCGUGGCUGUCCCCUGCCAGCGAGCGAGCCUUGCCGCUGCGACCUCUGCCCCUUCACAGCCCCCCGGGCCGCCGCCCUGAGGCUCCACCAGAGACGAAAGCACCCCACGCACACUGGCUCCUCCACACCCCCAGCCCGCGGGCCCCGGCCCCCGCUGCAAUGCGCGGACUGCAGCUUCACCUGCAAGCAGAGCCGGUGCCUGCAGCAGCACCGGCAGCUCAAGCAUGAGGGCGUGAAGCCCCACCGGUGUCCCUUCUGUGACUUCUCCACCACCCGCCGCUACCGCCUGGAGGCCCACCAGUCUCGGCACACGGGCGUGGGCCGCAUCCCUUGCAGCUCCUGCUCGCAGACCUUCGGCACCAACUCCAAGCUGCGCCUGCACCGGCUCCGCGUCCACGACAAGACGCCCACCCACUUCUGCCCGCUGUGCGACUACAGCGGCUACCUGCGGCACGACAUCACGCGCCACGUCAACAGCUGCCACCAGGGCACUCCGGCCUUCGCCUGUCCCCAAUGCGAGGCCCACUUCAGCUCGGAGACGGCGCUCAAGCAACACACACUGCGCCGGCACCACCCCGAGUCCCCCGCGGCCACCACCCCAGGUGCCCCCAGCUCCCCAUCAGAGGCAGCGGAAGGCCCGCUGCACUGCUCACGCUGCGGGGUGCAAUGCCCCAACCCCGCUAGCCUGCGGGGCCACACCCGCAAGCAGCACCCGCGUCUCGAAUGUGCCUCCUGCCAGGCGGCCUUUCCCAGCCGCCCAGCAUUGGAGGCUCAUAGGCGGCAACAGCAUUUCAGCCAUCGCUGCCAGCUCUGCGACUUUGCAGCCCGGGAGAGGAUGGGCCUGGUGAAGCAUUACUUGGAGCAGCAUGAAGUUAGAGACACAGAGGACGGGGACCCACCGGGCCUGCACUGCCCCUUCUGUGACUUCACCUGCCGCCACCAGCUGGUGCUCGACCACCAUGUGAAGGGGCACGGUGGCACCCGGCUCUACAAAUGUACAGAUUGCGCCUACAGCACCAAGAACCGCCAGAAAAUCACCUGGCACAGCCGCAUCCACACCGGCGAGAAGCCCUACCGCUGCCAUCUCUGCCCUUACGCCUGUGCCGACCCCUCCCGGCUCAAGUACCACAUGAGGAUCCACAAGGAAGAGCGGAAGUACCUCUGCCCUGACUGUGGGUACAAGUGCAAAUGGGUCAAUCAGCUCAAGUACCACAUGACCAAGCACACAGGCCUAAAGCCAUACCAGUGUCCAGAGUGUGAAUACUGCACCAACCGUGCUGACGCGUUGCGGGUGCACCAGGAGACCCGGCACCGCGAGGCGCGCGCCUUCGUGUGCGAGCAGUGCGGCAAGGCCUUCAAGACGCGCUUCCUGCUGCGCACACACCUGCGCAAGCACAGCGAGGCCAAGCCCUACGUGUGCAAUGUGUGCCGCCGCGCCUUCCGCUGGGCCGCUGGCCUGCGCCACCACGCCCUGACCCACACAGACCACCACCCCUUCUUCUGCCGCCUCUGCAGCUACAAGGCCAAGCAGAAGUUCCAGGUGGUCAAACACGUGCGCCGGCACCAUCCCGACCAGGCUGAUCCAAGCCAGGGCGUGGGCAAAGACCCCAGCACCCCCACGGUGCACCUCCAUGACGUGCAGCUGGAAGAUUCCGGCACUCAGGUGCCAGCAGCUCCCCCGACUGGCCCUGAGGGUUGACAGUCUGCACCCCUCAUCCUUCAGGAGAAAGAUGGGAGUCCGUGAGAUGCUGAUGGGAGCCACCUGGCUUGGGCACAGCUCUGAGCCCCAGCAAGAACUGGUUUUGGGGUGUCAAAGUGGACAACACCUGCCAAUACACAGGCCCUGGAACUUAGAAGUCAGCAG
Suncus etruscus (white-toothed pygmy shrew) is the source of this 5545-nucleotide messenger RNA. It is a transcript of the gene ZNF142, whose product is annotated as zinc finger protein 142. Gene Ontology annotation, cellular component: nucleus. The transcript is spliced from 8 exons. Gene Ontology annotation, biological process: regulation of gene expression. The coding region runs from base 35 to 5380 and encodes 1781 amino acids. The record is from RefSeq and is a predicted model, not a curated record. NCBI's taxonomy places the organism in Eukaryota, Metazoa, Chordata, Mammalia, Eulipotyphla, Soricidae.